CGAAAAAUGUCUGUCUGUUUUUCUGUCUGUCUGUCUGUCUGUCAUGCCGUUACGACGGGCACCCACGGCCCGGGCAGCCCUUUUUCUUUCGCGAUUUCCGGAUACACCCACAGCCAUUUUCCUCGCCUCCACUGGCCGUCUCUCGACAAGGUCUCUCGCUCCAUCACCCACCGCCCAUCCGACCGCAAACACUUUCUUCUGGGACCGAGACCUGCGAGCGGGAUGAAAUACUGCUGUGUCGUCCAUUGUGGCCUGAUGCCGCCGCACUGGGAGGUUGGAGGAGGGCAGAGGGGGGACUGGCAGAGGAUGGAAACGGGGUGCUGGGCGGGAGACACAGAAGUCCGAACGGGAGUCUUGUCCACCCGCCUGCACUCGGCAGUCCCCUUCCUCUUCUGUACGAACAUCGACACACAGACAGACAGACAGACAGAUCUCUACGGCAUGGACCAUAUUGAGCUCUUGGGCUACGCACCAGAUUGGUCAGGUCGCUCGCAUUGGUUUCUUCCGUUGCGGCAGCGCUCACGGAGUCUCCUCGCCUGUAGCUGGCGAGGAGCCUCUCGGGAAGGGGUGGGGGCGGUGGCAUCAAGAAACGCACUCCUGGGCCCCGAACCCUCACCCACUCCUGAUAUAACGCCAGAACCUACAUGGAACACACAUCGAACAAUGAAUGCAUCGGAGACAUAUCGAUGCACUAGAGAUCACUUCGUCGAUCGUUCUUGCACCCCCUACUCCGGCACUGUACAGGAAAGCAGACAACUUGCGAGCCUCGGCACUCUGAGAGAGAACAAAGAGAUUGUACCAAAUCGUUCUUCUUCUUUUUUCAAGCCCUUUCGCUCACGUAGUCAGGUUUGUCGCUCAGGAAUCCGUUGAUGAAAGCGCCUGAGACGAAAUGGCUCACACAGUGUGAGGCAGCUCUCUCUUAUCCAUUUUUGUGCUUGUACCGACGAAGAGGAAGUCACCAAUAGGCGCUAUGCACUGAACCAACACACGGCCGACAGACCCAGCCUUAAUUCGCUCACGCUUGCUUACGUCACGGUGUCCGUCUGGUGUUGGGCGAAAAGCUUGCAGGUGAUCGAUAUCAAUGAGCACCGCCCUCGCCCUGCCGUCUUCGCCUCGCUUAAUACAGACAUUCUCUGGCUGCACAGACAGCGGGGAGAAAAGCACAAACAGCGCCAGAUCACGAACAAAUAGAAUAGCACCGAAGUAUGGUCCCUCUUACGAUCAAGUCCGAAUGCGCCAACCCCCGGUCGUGCAGCCACUUGAGCCCACUCAAAAUGUCCCCAAUAAGCGGCAUCAGGAUCUUCUCCGUAACCGCCCCCAUCUCCCAACCAUUAAGCUCCUCUACCUCUCGUUCUACCACGAGAGCGCUGAGAUCCAUCAGGUCUCCGCCUACACACACAGAUAUGCACAGACACAAGGAUUUUGAUUGAUCGAUUGGUCCACUCUAGUGGAUGGAUUCAUCACCUUGGCACCACUCUCCGAAAAAUCCCUUCAGGCCAGAAGACCAGCCAUGUCCGGGAAGACUCGUCGUGGAGUAGAGGCCUUCGAUGCGGAGGAUGCUUGGAUGUCGCAGGCCGUUGUCAAACAACCAGUCCAUGCCAUUCUUCGGAAAGAGACCCGCGUCCUGAAACGAAUGACCCAUACAACCACCGGCGGGGAAGUCUCCUCUGCUCGGGUGUGUGCUCACCGGAUCGUAUAUGUUGACUUCAUCGUAGUCGGUAUUCACCUUCAACACAACUCGCUUCUGGUCUGAACAAUUCAGAAAACCACACGAGCAAGUCAGUCAGUUCAUACACAGUACUGGGAGUUCACCUCGCAAGUCGAAAAAGACGAUUGCGCAUCCAUGCCGCCCAUGGCACCCUGAGCUCCCGAGCCCCAUGCUCCUGUCCAGAACAAAACGCCCCCCGAAACCGCUCUCCACCCUUCUCUGAAAUCACACCCAAAGAGAACUGCGGCAAGAUUUAUCUUGCUCUCAUGGAUCUAACGCAAAAGUGGUCGAUGAGGUCGCCCUUCUGCUCGUUCGUGAGACGUUUCUGUGGACAAUGCGGAGCAAUCAUUCGCCGCUGCUCUUUCGGCCUGAUUGAUGAUCGCCUACCGGUGGGGUGAAUGUCACCAUCUUGGGCCGAUGAAGAUCUCUGCCAACAGUCAUCGCGCGGGAGGAAUCGUUGGAAGAAUCACGAGCAUAAG
Vitrella brassicaformis is the source of this 2187-nucleotide messenger RNA. NCBI's taxonomy places the organism in Eukaryota, Vitrellaceae. The record is from the annotation of a GenBank genome assembly.